AUGAAGACCGGUCGAAGACUCCAGGGAGGAGUAAGUAUUUGUGAUAUUCCGAUUCGGUUGGGGUUGGUGAUCCCAGAAGUGCGAGAAAAGAAACAUGAGAAACCUCAUCUGGAAUCAGACGAUCACUUAUGGCCACCUCCAUAUGCCCCAAACCAUCAAGGACCAUCUCCCCAGAAUUCAGAUGAACAAAAUAGUUCUGAUUCUGACCCUGAAUCUCCCAAACCCCCUCAGUGGGUCACCCGAAGCCAGAAGCGAGCACCUAAACGGGGAGAACAGCAAGGAUUCAAUAACAGAGGAGCAGAGGUGAAACAAGACAAAACUGACUGGAGACCAGCUUUCAGUGAAUACCAUUCCUAUGAGACAGAAAGAGAAGUGGAAUUCACAGUGGAAAAGCCAAUUGAAAGAUUAGACCGUGAAAGGCCAAUAAGAGGUCGUGCUGGAGGAAAAAAUAGAAUCCGAGGUAGAGGAAGAGGUAGUGGAGUAAAUAGAAGUUUCGAUGGCUUUGACCAAAGAGGAAAACGGGAGCUUGAAAGACAAAGUGGGAAUGUUAAAACAGGAAUGAAAGCAGAUGACAAAAAAGGUGGAGGUGGAGCUUUCAACUGGGAAACAGUUAAAGAUAAUACAAGUGGGAUGAAACAGACUGCUCCAAUGGAAGAGACUGCAGAGACAGCUGAGAAGCCACAGUCAUCUGAAGAAGAGCCUCUGAACAAAGUUGCUGAAGGAGAGCCAGUGGAAGAAGUAGUUCAAGAAAUGACCUUAGAUGAGUGGAAAAAUCUUCAGCAACAGAAUCGACCAAAGCCUGAAUUCAACAUCCGGAAGCCAGAAUCCACUGUUCCUUCCAAAGCAGUGGUGAUUCACAAGUCAAAAUAUAGUGAUGAUUUGCAGAAAGACUUUGAAGAUGACUCUCAUGUCUUUCGAAGACCGGUGAAUGACAUAACAUCUCAGCUGGAUAUUAAUUUUGGGAGUCUUUCGCGCCCUGGUCGUGGAUCAAGAGGAUCACGAUGUGGUUGUGGCAGACGAGUUGCAAACGCAGAACCACAACCAGCAGUAGUGGUGCAGCUUGUUGCUCCAAACCCUGAUGAUCCUGAGGAUUUUCCGGCUUUAGUUUGAAGAACCAUCAUGAAUGGUGGUAUCUCAAAGUAGCUUUUGUGUAUCUGUGAAGAGACCAGUUUUGUGCUGGUGUCGAUAAAGUCUAUUUCUACUGGAAAGGUUGUUUGGGUUUUGGUGUGGAAUGAUUGCAGCCCUCUGCUAAUGGAGUUGGGUUUUGGAGGUAUCAGUGGGCUGAAUCCUGUCACAGGUUCCAGUAUGUGCCUUUAUAUUUGAAAUUCUGUAUGAAGGAGAACAGUACUUCACAAGUCUUCAAAUGAUGUUCAAGAGUACAGUGUUUAAAUGUGUAUAUAGAGUUUAUACCAAAUUCUCCAUGAUACCAUGGUGAAAUUUAAAUAUGCACAAUAUGGUCUGCAACGGAGACUGUAACUGCACUCUUGAAGGCUGCUUUCUCUGUCUCUUUGAAGUUGUGUAUUUCACCCAGUCACAAAGUUUGGCAAAUAAAGUGUUCAUUGGUUUGAGUUUGAGGUGUUUACUUUCAUGAGUCAGAGUAGCAGAUUGAAGCUUUUGAUAUUUGGAUGUAGUAUCAAAAAAAACCCCAAAC
Molecule: messenger RNA, 1651 nt
Organism: Athene cunicularia (burrowing owl)
Lineage: Eukaryota; Metazoa; Chordata; Aves; Strigiformes; Strigidae
Gene: HABP4
Product: hyaluronan binding protein 4
Exons: 9
Coding region: 1-1110 (369 amino acids)
Biological process (GO): positive regulation of RNA splicing; positive regulation of translational initiation
Cellular component (GO): nucleus; cytoplasm
Molecular function (GO): RNA binding
Source: RefSeq, a predicted model, not a curated record